AUUUUUGGAAUUAACAGAUUUUGGAAAAUGGAGAAAAAUGCAGGAUUUAGUUGACCCAGAGUGAGGUUUGGGUGUCAGGAAAGUGAGAAGAGCUUGGGUGAUGAUGUGAGCAGUAUUUCGAGUGUAGACGAUGGAGACUCGGAUUUGCCUCAAGUAAUGCCAGAGAAUUAUAGGAGAAAUUUUUCUCAGCCAUUUUUUAUAUCAAAUACAACCCCAAGAAGGGGUGCUGUCUUUAGGAAAGAGUCUAAGGCAUCAAAAUCAAAUAAUACUUCAUCAACAAAUUUAAAUUUGAAGGAUUCACAACAGAAAGUAUGACAAAAAGUAUCUCAUAAGAAACUUUUCAUGAAGCCCACACAAAAAACCGCGGAUCUGAUGGAAAGAUGUAGAAAUGAUAAGUUCAGGAGAAUGCUACUGAGGUAUGCUCCAGAGCUUAGAAAUUUAAUCAAACAGCAAGAACUUGAUCUACCAGAGAUUCCUUUGUUUAUUCAAAAGAAAAAGAUGAGAAGCAAGUUGACACGCUUUUCUCAACUCAAAUUUUCUUAUGCAGAUAAUGAUAAAGACUUCAUUAAAAUAAAAGAUAUUUGUCUUUUAGGAGGAAGACUUAAUCAGCCAGCUCCGAAAAUUUUUAGUCUGUGAAAACAAAAAUACACUGAAAGACUCAAUAAAAUACUCAGAAUAGACCCUCUAAGCGUUCAAAACGUAUGCUGCAAAAAGCUAAUCUGCAACACAACGAAUAAAUUCAACGAAGCAAUUACUCAUUUCAAGUCCAAAAACAGGCAAAUUGUAAUUAAAAACAUCAGAAACAGCUUGGGCUAAACCCAUUUCAUAAAUCGUCUCUAAAAGUCUGCUA
Molecule: messenger RNA, 850 nt
Organism: Moneuplotes crassus
Lineage: Eukaryota; Ciliophora; Spirotrichea; Euplotida; Euplotidae
Source: the annotation of a GenBank genome assembly